AUACAACAACAUCCACAACUAUGUCUUCCCAUCAACAGAAGCAGCCCAGUGUCAUACCUCCUCAGCUCCAGCAGCAGCAGGUGAAACAGCCCUGCCAGCCACCUCCCCAGAAGCCAUUUGUUCCUCAAACCAAGGAGCCAUGCGACCCUCAGGUUCCAGGGACAGGCACCAUCAAGCUGCCAGAGCCAUGCUACCCUGAGGUCUCAAAGCCAAACCAGCCUCAUGUCCCAGGGACAGGAACCACCAAGGUUCCAGAGCCACACUACCCUCAGGUCCCAGUGCCAAGCCAUCCUCAGGUCCCAGGGACAGGAACCACCAAGGUUCCAGAACCACACUACCCUCAGGUCCCAGUGCCAAGCCAUCCUCAGGUCCCAGGGACAGGAACCACCAAGGUUCCAGGGCCCUAUCCCACCACAGUUACUCCACCUCUUAUGCAAGAGAAGUACCCACAGGUCCCCAAGACCAAGCAGAAGUAAGAUGACCCAAGAUCUCAUCCUCAUCCUCCGUGGGACAAACUUCUGAUUGCUGAAAUUCCCUUUUCAUUUGCUGUCAAGCCCAAAUGCCUCUGCUAUCCCCCUUAGAAGUUUUGAGCUCAUAAUUCAUAUGCUGAAAUGAAUUAGCAAAAUUGCUUUCCUUUUUGUUAAUUGAAAACAUUGAAAAUUGAAAAAAUCCCAUCCUGAGAUCCCUAAGCACCUGUAUCAGCCUGAAGCUGUAGCUAGUUGCUCAGGCCUCAGCUGUCAAAGCUCUA
Molecule: messenger RNA, 748 nt
Organism: Antechinus flavipes (yellow-footed antechinus)
Lineage: Eukaryota; Metazoa; Chordata; Mammalia; Dasyuromorphia; Dasyuridae
Product: cornifin-B-like
Exons: 2
Coding region: 21-476 (151 amino acids)
Source: RefSeq, a predicted model, not a curated record